This is a messenger RNA of Lathyrus sativus (Indian pea), 294 nucleotides long. Lineage: Eukaryota; Viridiplantae; Streptophyta; Magnoliopsida; Fabales; Fabaceae. The record is from the annotation of a GenBank genome assembly.
AUGGUUGGUCUUGGUGUAGUCCUAGAAGAAGCUGAAUCCACGAAAUACAACAACCACCACAAUAAUAACACUCUUCAAGUUAUUAACAAAACUACCAUGAUGCUUUGCACAACCUCAAAUCCUUUUAAGGUUUCAUCUUUUCUUCAGCAAUGUUUCCUAUGUAACAAGAAACUCUUAUCCGAGAAAGAUAUCUACAUGUACAAAGGAGACAAAGCCUUUUGUAGUGUGGAUUGUAGGUGCAAACAGAUUUUAACAGACGAGGAAGAAGCUAUUCAGAAACAGAAAUGUUCUUAG